Molecule: messenger RNA, 2622 nt
Organism: Pipistrellus nathusii (Nathusius's pipistrelle)
Lineage: Eukaryota; Metazoa; Chordata; Mammalia; Chiroptera; Vespertilionidae
Source: the annotation of a GenBank genome assembly
AUGGAAGGGGAUGAAGAUGAAUUGGCUCUGCUGACCUCACUCCUGGAAGAGAAUGAGUCAGCCUUGGAUUAUCAUUCAGAAGAGAGCCACCCUUCCACCCAGGAUGAUGGUAAACCUGAUACAUUUGAUGAGCUCUUCGAUGCUGACGGUGACGGUGAAUCUUACACAGAGGAGGCUGAUGAUGGUGAAGUGGAAAAGACUCAAGACCAAAAAGAAAAUUUGGCUACUCUCUUUGGAGAUAUGGAGGACUUAUCAGAUGAAGAAGUUCCUGUAUUACAAUCAAUUGAAAACAAAGCCCUCCCUGCUCCUACUCCCAAUCAAGGGAAAACUAACCAAGAGUUACAAGAUGAGUUAAGGAAGUUGCAAGAGCAAAUGAAGUCCUUACAAGAGCAGCUAAAAAUGGCAACAAUUAAACAGCCUACAAGUCCAGCCUGUCCACAGAAAUCUGUAGAGAAGUCUCCACGCCCCCCUCUUAAGGAGAAGAAAGUUCGGAGAAUUCAGGAGUCGACUUGCUUUUCUGCAGAGCUUGAUGUCCCUCCUCUACCAAAAACCAAGAGAGUGGCUCGGACACCAAAAGUUUCACCUGCAGAGCCCAAAAGCUCACCUUCAAAGAUGAUAUGUGCACCUUCCCUGCCACUUCGAAUGACUCCUGGGAACAAACCUAGUUGGAUGACUAGAGAUCAGGGUGUGGGGGCCGCCAGGAAUUCUGGGGACAUAACUCAGCCAGUCUCUGUGGAAGCCUUCUCUGGCCUGAGGCUCAGACGGCCUCGGGUGUCCUCUACAGAAAUGAACAAGAAAAUGACAGGUCGAAAACUGAUCAGACUGUCUCAGCUUAAGGAAAAGAUGGCAAGUGAAAAGCUAGAAGAAGUAGACUGGGUAACAUUCGGGGUUAUAUUGAAGAAAGUCACUCCACAGAGCUCUAACAGUGGGAAAACAUUUAGCAUCUGGCGACUAAAUGAUCUUCGUGACCUGACACGGUAUGUGUCAUUGUUCUUAUUUGGAGAAGUUCACAGAGAACUCUGGAAGACUGAACAGGGUACGGUCAUAGGGCUACUCAACGCUAACCCCAUGAAGCCCAAGGAUGGUUCAGAAGAGGUGUGCUUAUCUAUUGAUCAUCCUCAAAAGAUCUUAAUUAUGGGUGAAGCUCUUGACCUGGGAACCUGUAAAGCAAAGAAGAAGAAUGGAGAACCAUGUACACAGACUGUUAAUUUGAAGGACUGCGAGUACUGUCAGUAUCACAUCCAGGCCCAGUAUAAGAAGCUCAGUGCCAAGCGAGCUGACUUGCAGUCCACCUUCUCCGGAGGACGAAUUCCAAAGAAGUUUGCUAGCAAAGGCAUCGGUCUGAGAGAACGGCUGUGUCAGGAUGGUUUUUACUAUGGAGGGGUUUCUUCAGCAUCAUAUGCCGCCUCAGUUGCAGCAGCUGGAGCUCCUAAAAAGAAGAUUCAAACCACUCUGUCUAAUCUGGUUGUGAAGGGCACAGAUUUGAUCAUUCAGGAAACUCAACAAAAACUCGGAAUAGCCCAGAAGAGCUUGUCUUGCUCCGAGGAAUUCAGAGAAUUGAUGGAUUUGCCCACAUUUGGAGCCAGAAACUUGAAACAACAUUUAGCCAAAGCCAAAUCAUCAGGGAUCAUGGGAAGCCCAAAACCUGCUUUCCGGUCUAUCUCGGCAUCAGCCCUCCUGAAGCAACAGAAGCAGCUUAUGUUGGAGAUGAGGAAAAAGAAAUCAGAAGAAAUCGAGAAACGAUUUUUACAAAGCUCAAAUGAGGUCUCGAGCCCAGCUGUGCCAUCGUCUUCUCGACAGCCCCCUCCUCGGUCUCCACCAACAGGGGCUGAGUUCCCCAGGCUGGAAGCAACUCCAUCCACACUGGUGCCCAAGCUGGGGCGAGGCAUCUCAGAAGGAGAUGACGUUCUCUUUUUUGGUGUGUCACCACCUCCAAAACCAAAACUGAGUACGUUAGCAGAAGCCAAAAAGUUAGCUGCUAUAACCAAAUUAAGGGCAAAAGGCCAAAUUCUUUCAAAAACAGACCCAAACAGUAUAAAAAAGAAGAGAAACUACUCCGAAGAUGUCCUGGAAGUGAAGGCACGUGUAGAAAAGAAUAGUACAUUCUCUCCGCAAGAUGAGGAUGAAUUAGAGCCUGCCAGGAAAAAAAGGAGAGAACAGCUUGCCUACCUGGAAUCUGAAGAAUUUCAGAAAAUUCUAAAAGCAAAAUCGAAGCACACAGAGAUCCUAAAGGAGGCUGAGGCUGAGCUGCAAGAACUCUAUUUUGAGCCACUGGUGAAAAAAGAACAAAUGGAAGAAAAGAUGAGAAACAUCAAAGAAGUGAAAUGUCGAGUGGUGACAUGCAAGACGUGUGCCUAUACCCACUUCAAGCCUUUGGAGACCUGCAUCAGUGAGCAACACGACUGCCAUUGGCACGACGGCAUCAAAAGGUUUUUCAAGUGUCCCUGUGGAAACAGAUGCAUCUCCCUGGACAGGCUCCCCAAAAAGCAUUGCAGUAAUUGUGGCCUCUUCAAAUGGGAGCGGGACAGAAUGCUAAAGGAAAAAACAGGUCCAAAAAUAGGAGGAGAAACUCUGUUACCAAGAGGAGAAGAACAUGCCAAAUUCCUGAACAGCCUUAAAUAG